Eimeria maxima is the source of this 1248-nucleotide messenger RNA. Its product is annotated as 26S protease regulatory subunit 6a, putative. Lineage: Eukaryota; Apicomplexa; Conoidasida; Eucoccidiorida; Eimeriidae. Bases 1 to 1248 code for a protein of 415 amino acids. Gene Ontology annotation, biological process: proteasome-mediated ubiquitin-dependent protein catabolic process. Gene Ontology annotation, molecular function: ATP binding; proteasome-activating activity; ATP hydrolysis activity. The record is from RefSeq and is a predicted model, not a curated record. The transcript is spliced from 11 exons. Gene Ontology annotation, cellular component: proteasome regulatory particle, base subcomplex.
AUGGAUUCAGCAGAGGUUUGGGGAGAAGAAGAUGGUGUGACCGCUGAGGUCGCCAAUCUUACGGCUGCAGAACUGCGGAUGAGGACAUCUUUAGUUGAUUCGGAGCUCAAGUACUUCAAGAGUGAAGCAAACAAGCUCAAAUUUGAACUGAACAAUAUGCAGGAGAGGAUCAAAGAGGCAAUCGAAAAGAUCCGGCUGAACAAACAACUGCCUUAUCUCGUCGGCAGCGUCGUUGAGUUGUUUGAUAAUGAAGAGGAAGGAGAGGAGGACGGGGCGGCCACCGACAUUGACCUGCAACGAAAGGGGAAAUGCAUCACCGUCUUUCUCCCCGUCAUUGGCCUUGUGGAGGCAGAUCAACUGAAGCCUGGAGAUUUGGUAGGGGUCAACAAGGACUCGUACCUGGUGCUGGACAAGCUUCCUGCAGAGUAUGACGCCAGGGUAAAGGCAAUGGAGGUUGACGAACGACCCACAGAGGAGUACAGUGAUGUUGGGGGUCUCGACAAACAGAUUCAGGAGCUAAUUGAAGCCAUUGUUCUCCCCAUGACGCACAAGGAACGUUUUGAUAAAAUCGGCAUUCGGCCACCAAAAGGAGUUCUGAUGUAUGGGCCGCCUGGAACCGGGAAGACCCUUCUCGCAAGAGCAUGCGCAGCUCAGACAAAGGCGACGUUUCUGAAGUUGGCGGGCCCGCAGCUCGUCCAGAUGUUUAUUGGCGAUGGUGCAAAGAUGGUCCGCGAUGCUUUUGAACUGGCGAAGGAGAAAGCGCCUGCAAUCAUAUUCAUUGAUGAGCUCGACGCCAUCGGGACGAAGCGUUUUGAUAGUGAGCUAUCGGGAGAUCGUGAAGUCCAGCGUACAAUGCUUGAGCUCCUUAACCAGCUGGAUGGCUUCAGCAGCGACGACCGCAUCAAAGUUAUUGCAGCAACGAACAGGCCGGAUGUGCUGGACCCCGCUUUGCUCCGUUCUGGGAGGCUCGAUAGGAAAAUUGAACUGCCUCAUCCCAACGAAGACGCCAGAGAACGAAUUUUGCAAAUUCACGCCCGAAAGAUGACCGUAAACAAGGCGGACGUGAACUUCCGGGAGCUAGCUAGGAGUACAGACGACUUCAACGGCGCUCAGCUCAAGGCCGUUUGUGUUGAAGCGGGAAUGAUCGCACUUCGUCGCAACGCCUCCGAGCUACAGCACGAGGACUUUGUCCAGGGUAUUGCUGCAGUUCAAGCUAAGAAGAAGUCAAGCCUGAACUAUUUCACGUGA